Agrilus planipennis (emerald ash borer) is the source of this 1744-nucleotide messenger RNA. It is a transcript of the gene mtTFB2, whose product is annotated as dimethyladenosine transferase 2, mitochondrial. Gene Ontology annotation, biological process: transcription initiation at mitochondrial promoter; rRNA methylation. The coding region runs from base 420 to 1697 and encodes 425 amino acids. Gene Ontology annotation, cellular component: mitochondrial matrix. NCBI's taxonomy places the organism in Eukaryota, Metazoa, Arthropoda, Insecta, Coleoptera, Buprestidae. The transcript has 7 exons. The record is from RefSeq and is a predicted model, not a curated record. Gene Ontology annotation, molecular function: rRNA (adenine-N6,N6-)-dimethyltransferase activity; mitochondrial transcription factor activity.
AUGAAUUUAUUGCUUUUUAACAAAUUUUAAAAUACGCCAAUAAUUUGUUAAUAAUUUCUGCGAUAAAGAUACCGCACGGCAAUGUAAAAUCAUACACGGGUAUCGCACACCUGCCUCAUUUUCACCUGACUUCCGAUAUUGACUCAUAAGCGCCUGUGUGUGAAAGAGAGAUGGUAUCCCACUCCGCAGCAGCGGAGCUAUUCGCACACUUGCGCUCACAAAUUUAACAUAGCGUACGCGUUCCAGUAUCUGUAGUCUAGUUCAAUGCACAAAGGGUAAUCAAUGAUUAAAUUGCAAUAUUGCAAUAUGAUUGCAAUCUAUGAUGAUGAUACCUUAUCUAUGGAUGGUAUCAAAUCUAACUAUGGUGACAACUGAUAUAAUCCCUAAUUUCAUAUUUUGUUAAUAAUAAUGUGAUAAUAAUGUUACGGUUUUCAAAAAUUAAGAAAUUAUUUAAAAUGUGUAACAGGGCGUUUGAUACUGUCGGUAGUUGCAAUUGUGAAUACAGUGUUCCUUCUGACAAUAAGUCAACUGACAAAAAAAGUUACAGAACUGUAAAAACAGCCGAAAAAAUAGAUAAGUACCUUAAAAGCGUGCCUUUUGCAGGAAAACUAGUCAGUGAAAUUCCAGAGAAGCAUUUGCAUCUUAAACAAAGCGAUUGCAUUUCAGCAUUUUAUUUAAUUGAUGAUGGUGUUGCCAGUAAAAUUGUUUGGCAAAUUGUAAAAACAUUAGGUAAUAUAGAAAAUAAAUUAAUAUGUGAAACCAAUGCAGGAUUUGGCUUUAUUACAAAAAGGUUAUUAUGGAAAGGAGCGAAAGUUCGGAUAUACGAGACAUGCCCUGAGUUCCGAAAAAAAUUAAGGAUAAUUUGUCAAAAUUAUGUAAACAGAACCGAGUUAUUUACUAAAGAUCUGUAUCAUUUACCUACAAUGUCUUAUAUUGAUAAAAUUGAUCGUGGUUCAAGAGUUCAGCAGUUAUUAAAUGGUAUACCAACAAGACCGUGGAGUUCCGAUCCAGCAAUUAUUAUAAUUGGUGCAAUGCCAAAAAAUAAUUUUAUUUCAUAUUUAAUGCGAAUGGUUGUUCAUCAGGGUGAGAUAAUUAAUUUUGGAAGAGUAGAGAUAUUUGCAAUUAUGAAAUCUAGAAAUUACCAAAAGUUAAAUGCAGGGCCUGAAGUAAGUUGUAAAUCUUAUACAGCUUUUACAGUUCUUUUUCAACUAUUUUUUGAUUAUGAAUUUAUUGAUAAUUAUGAUAGGAAGGCAUUUAUUCCAUAUGAGACUAAUCGUAAGAAGAAAGAAAAAGAGUCAAAGGUGGUCAGUGAAGGUGAAAUGUGUCUUGUUCAUAUGACUUUGAAAAAAGAGUUACCUACAGAGAAAGAUCAACUAUUAGCACUUUACUAUUUUGUUAUGCAAGGCUAUGGAAGAGGAAGGAAACGAAUUAUUCCUACUUUAGAAUUCCAUCUUCUAACUUCUAAGAUAUUAAAGAAGGCUAAUAUAAAAUUAUCUAUAUUCACGGAAUUUAGAGAAUUAAGACCUAAAGAAAUUUUAAUGUUGUUCACGGAAAUGACUCAGAAUCCUAGUUAUCACAACAGCCCGUUUAUAGCGUUAAUUGAAUCGGAGUUAUUGAAACGGGAAACAGUUGAAACAGAUUCUUUACAAGAACAAAACGAAAGCGAAAAGCCUACAAUAAAAGAUACUGAAUUGUAAUUAUAUUAUAUCAACUCAGUUUAUAAAUAAAGAAAAGUAAUUUUUUA